CAUUAACCCAGCAUGUUAAUAAUAAUAAUAAAGUCGGCAUGCUGUCUGCCCGAGCCAGCCAACUGACUAUCGUCUUUCUGUCUCUGAUUGCGUGGCCCAGCUUCUCCCUCGUCUAUUCGCUUCAAAUCUAGUCAGAAGCCUGGUCAGAGCUACCCCCCUCCACCGCCAUAUUACUCUCAUUAUUACCUGUCUCGCAGCUAAAUUCUCAAUCACCGACCCCGGUGGGCAAGGGACAUCUGAGGGGGAAAAGCAACAAAAUACCCAUUUCACGAACCCACUCCGAAUAAUGCAAGUGCUUCCGACGUCUUUUAAAAUAACAGGCCCACUCUCUCCUCUUAUGAUUAUUACAUCACCUCGCCUCUAUCUGUUGUUGCUGCUCGUUUAGUCGUGUGCUGCUGAGGUAGUAUACUAUAUUGCUCGGUCCGCAAGGACAGCAGAAUGAUGGACGCAGUUUCCACUCAUGACUUUGAAGACUGGCCGGACUGGCCCCUUCGCAAUUCACGAUGUGUCAGCUACAUUUCGACGACGACACAAAACUCGGAAACAAGCCUGUUGUCUGACAAGACUUAUAUCCCCCCGCCGAGUCCCGCAACGUCGACCUCGCCCACAGUGAGCGAUCAUCUGAGAAGCCCGCGAUUAAUGCCAGACGAGGUGGUUCGACUCAAGCUAAGGCCUUCUGUGACUAUAUCAUUCAUUCGAAAAUCCCGAUUAUUUCGCAUCCAAUACGGAUACAUCGAUAUUAUUAAAGAAGCGAACGGGACUCUAAAAUCUUUGGAACUCGGCGGUCAACAGCACUCGUUUGUGCAUACCUUCGCCAAUACCCGACUUCCGGUACCGCAUCUCGAAUACCCACGACUUUCCGAUGACACGCCUCUGCGGGUGUCUUUUCUAGAUGAACAGACAGUUCAGACGGCCAACACAACCUUUACAACGCAACUGUCUUAUACCUUCGAUAAUUGGGAUGACUGUGUCCGGUUCCAAGAAACUCUCCUAGCGUCGAAGCUCGUUUUUAUCGCCGGCAUUGCUGAAGCCAAGUCGAAGGGCCGUGGCGAAGAGUGUAUCAGCCAGAACCUGCGUCUGCUCCGCGGCCACCACGACCGCAUGGUGUUGCUGUUCUUUGCCAACUCUCAGCGGAAAGACAGGAAGCGAUAUGUAUCGGUGCCAUUGAACUGCAUCGACCGCAUCGACGUGCCCAAGAAGGCGAGUCGACCUAUCUCCCUACACCUCCGGCCAAACUUUGAGCUUCUGGCUGAGAUGAAGGUGCUACAGCUUCAAUUUCUGGACGACGAUGAACGCAAAGAGUUUGGCCAAAUCAUGACCAAAUUUCUCGACUGAUAUAUUUUUGAUGACUAAGUAUACUAUUACGCGGGUGGGGGAACUGGGCAACGGUUGGUUAGAAUAUGGAAUCUGUCUUUACGGUCUACGGCGUCUGAUAUGAUUGGGUUGCAUUACGGAGUUAUUGCAUAUAGAAGCUUUUGUUUCUAUUCUUCUUGGAUCUCUUUAUCUUCUUUGUUCGAAGAACCCAAUACCCAUCUCGUGAUGUUUUUGUGUAUAUCCCUUAAUUCGCUGCUUAUAUUUAUUAUUAUUAUUAUUAUAUAUAUAUAUUAUUCUAUUUGCUUUA
This is a messenger RNA of Talaromyces proteolyticus, 1621 nucleotides long. RefSeq lists its product as uncharacterized. The record is from RefSeq and is a predicted model, not a curated record. The transcript has 6 exons. Bases 439 to 1335 code for a protein of 298 amino acids. NCBI's taxonomy places the organism in Eukaryota, Fungi, Ascomycota, Eurotiomycetes, Eurotiales, Trichocomaceae.